AUGAAGCACUCCAUCAUCCUCUCCGGCCUUGCCCUUGCAGCCUCCGUUGCUGCUCAAGAGAGCCUCAUCAGCAUCCCCAUCGGUCUCUGCGCUGGUGUCCUCGGUGACGCCACCUGCGACCUGACUACCUCUACUACCGGUGGAUUGAUCGAUAUCCCAGUGACCGCCUGUGUUGCCGCUCUCGGUGACGCCAAGUGCAAACAGGCGGCCAAGGCCUGUGACGACAAGGGCGCUCUUAUCAGCGUGCCCAUCAACAUCUGCAUUGCUGUUCUCGGCGAGGUCACUUGCAAACUGCAACCAUCCGCUCCCGGUGGUCUCAUUGACAUUCCCAUUAACCUCUGCCUCGCUGUCUUGGGAGAAGCCGACUGCAAGCCGGCCAAGGGAGGCCCCGCCCCUGGCAAACCAGUUGGUAUUGCUCCUGUUCCUGCUCCUGCUCCUGCUCCCGCCCGCGGUGUCCCGACUGUUCCUGCUGUCGCCGUUCCCACCGCUGCCGUUCCCACUUUCACCUCCUACUCGACCAUCAGCGGUCCUGUUCCAUCUAUCCCUGUCAUUGCUAUUCCCAAACCUAUUGUCAUGUCUUCCAGCUCCAUUGCAGAAGCCGCUCCUCCCUCUUCUGUCGCCGUUGUGCCUGUCGCUGGCGCUUCUAGCACCGUCUACGUCGUUGGAACCAGCACCUCGACCUACUGCCCCGAAAACACUGCUGCAACCACUCUUGUCGCUGCUGCCAGCGGCAAGGCCAUCGCUCCUACCGGCGCCGUUCCCCGCCCAUCCCAGCCCUCGACUGGUGUGAUUCCUUCCUACACCGGUGCCGCUGGCCGCUUGGAGAUGUCCGGCAUGGCCGUUGCCCUUGGUGCUAUGGCCAUCAUUGGUUUCCAGCUUUAA
Messenger RNA from Talaromyces marneffei, 882 nucleotides. RefSeq lists its product as uncharacterized. NCBI's taxonomy places the organism in Eukaryota, Fungi, Ascomycota, Eurotiomycetes, Eurotiales, Trichocomaceae. The record is from RefSeq and is a predicted model, not a curated record. The transcript has a single exon. The coding region runs from base 1 to 882 and encodes 293 amino acids.